Platichthys flesus (European flounder) is the source of this 369-nucleotide messenger RNA. It is a transcript of the gene ccl36.1, whose product is annotated as chemokine (C-C motif) ligand 36, duplicate 1. The transcript has 3 exons. The coding region runs from base 94 to 369 and encodes 91 amino acids. Gene Ontology annotation, biological process: immune response; chemokine-mediated signaling pathway; cellular response to type II interferon. The record is from RefSeq and is a predicted model, not a curated record. Gene Ontology annotation, cellular component: extracellular region. Gene Ontology annotation, molecular function: CCR chemokine receptor binding; chemokine activity. NCBI's taxonomy places the organism in Eukaryota, Metazoa, Chordata, Actinopteri, Pleuronectiformes, Pleuronectidae.
AAACCUGCAACACAUUUUUCUCAGAAGCCCGGAACAGCAGCCGUGCUCUUCACCUCCAUCACCUUCAGCUCCAGAAAUUUACAUUGAGCCGCCAUGAGGGCCCCUCACGUCCUGUUGCUGUGUGUCCUGGGAGCUGCACUGCUCUCCUCAGUGCUCUGCAACCAUGCACUGGGUCCCAGUGACUGCUGCUUUGGUUUUUACAAAGUAACACUGCCGAAAACUAGAAUCAGUUCCUAUCAGGAGACUGAUGACAGGUGUACGAAGAAGGCCAUCGUUUUUACGACAAAGAGGUCUCGUAAUAUCUGUGUAGAUCCAAAGCUCCGGUGGGUUCAGCGCAUCGUGAAACAAUUGGAUAAAGAAUCCUUGUAA